Molecule: messenger RNA, 906 nt
Organism: Hyaloscypha bicolor E
Lineage: Eukaryota; Fungi; Ascomycota; Leotiomycetes; Helotiales; Hyaloscyphaceae
Exons: 1
Coding region: 257-790 (177 amino acids)
Source: RefSeq, a predicted model, not a curated record
CCCGAUCUCAUUUUCUCCUCCUCUUCGAACCUUCACCAUCGAAAGCUCUCGUCGAGGAAAUAGUACACUAACUAUGUCUGUCGGCUGGUUGGCUCUACCACUCAUAGUUAUCGCAGCAGUACUUUCUUUCGCUCUUCCGAGAGUCCAAGGUAAUCCUACGAUCCCCCUCCGACAAGGCUGAGUCAACUCACCACCACCGACAAUCGACAGAGCCGACCUCAUUGCAGUCUACAUCAACACAAGCAAACAAUGUAUUAUGGCGAGGCGCAUUCCUCGGUCUCGUUCCUCUUGCCUUGAAUGCAAAUUACGCAAUGACCCAGCUGUCGAGUCUAGAUGUCAACUUUCCGGAGUCCAGCCUCCAUUUGCGGCUCGUAGCUCGCCGUUCGUCCGUCUCGCCGAUGCUCUCGAGGUUCUGAUUGAGCUAUCUCCCCGCGUCUGUCAAGGACACCACUUACAACAAGGAGCCAGAUAUUUCAACUGGCGACGCGCACGAAACAGUCUUUGUCCCGAAGUUACACUGCUUGAGGAAGGCUCUGCGGGUAAGCAUCCAUUCGCCUUCCUUACAUUAUUCAUCGUCACGCUAUUGCAAGCCGUCAAAAUAUUCGGCUUCGAGGGGUUAUUGUGGACCAAAGUCUGGGCAGGCUGCUUUUUGGGUUCCUAUACUGUCCUUGCUUUUGCCAAUUUCUCGCUCCCUAAAAUGGAGAAACGAGCUUCACUUCACGAUGGCUACCGGAGAAGUAUUAUCAAUCGGCAGCUUUAUUACUGUUGUGACUUAGCUUGGCGUCACUAGACUGGCUCUAGAUUGCCAUAUCUGUGUUUAUUGGUGGGCGCUUUUCGAAGUUGUAUCAGAUCAAUUCGGCUUGUUGUGUCUAGCUAUGGACAAUACAGUACCUUUUUUGUCCGUUG